ACGGCAAGGCGGUAGAGGGAUGCUAAGUUAAGUCUAUCAUAGCCUAAUGCAAACACUAUGCAAUUUACCAUUUCACAUCCUUCCUGCAGUUUCAGAAAUGUCAUUGUCUUAAUCCUCUGGGAAUGUUCCUUCAGCGCUACAGCUUUAUUCUCAGCGGAUAUGAGGGGCGUGUGCUAUUCUCAUUCAAUGAGAUAUUGCCAAAUAGACCUAAAAUGAAAAUGUAGACCUUAUUAAACAACUCGAAUAAGAGAUCUAGUCUUCCCUAGAUCGCCCUGCACCCCCGUUCAGCUUGUGAGAUGCAGCUUGAGUGAUACUGUAGAUUCGCUAUUACUGUCGUAACCAAGAUUCAGCAGUACAUAAAUUGUGCUACUGUGUGUUUCGUGUUCCUGCCUUUCUCUAGAAUAAGACACAAAAAACCAUCCCUAAAGCAGCCCUUAACAUUUUGUCAAUAGUGAUACUAACAGGCUGGUGUGCUGAGAUCAGUUCUAUAGCGUGAGGCAGAGAGGUAAAGAGAUGGGGCACAACAGGAAGAGUGAAGGGUGUCUGUUCUAGUUUCACUUCCUGCUGGAGGCUACAGUGACAGCACAAGAAAACUGGCAGAGUCAUCCCUCCCAACACCAGCUGAAGCUUUUUUAUUUUUAGGAAAGAGCAGGCAACACAGUUUGUAGAAACAGGAAAACGGGAGGUGGGGUCACGGGGGAGGUUUUUGCAAGGGGCAGUGCCAUAGGUGAAAGGUUAAUGCUGUGAGGGUGGUUUCUAAUCUCUGAACUGUGCUGGUCACACUGCCCUCAGAAAUGCUUCAUACUGUAUCAUCACGAUCAACAUCUAGCAACGUGCAGGGCACGGCAAACCCUAGCCUAGUGGUAGCUGAUGUCCCUCGCCAGGUUUUGUUACACAGCCAAAAACAAAAAACUUGUAUUUGUUUUAGAGUCUCUCCCAUCUUUAUCUAACAGCACAGACGUGCAAAGAUGUGUUUGAUCUGUCUUGCAGCAUGUAUAUCUGAUAUUUUUACCCUGCACUGUGAGAAGCUAUUCAGGUUGAAUCUCAGUUUAAAGACAAAGCACUAUCACACAAUUGUAUAAACUCACUGAUAGCAGGUACAAAUGAAGGCUCCAGAAUGUAAAGUUUGUGCCGUACAUAAUGUGUCCUUGUGCCAGUCUCUCUCUCUCUCUCUCUUUUUUUUUUUUCAUUUCUGCAAGGUAUUGCAGAUGGAAUGUAUACGUUAACGCAAGCUAAUUGCGUUGGAUUCCAACUAUGAUCCUGCCAAUAGCAUGUCAACGUUUUAAAUGCGCCACACUGUUUUAUUUUGAUAUUUGCAUUCUUGCAAUUCUUAUGCCUCAGCCACUGGGGCCUCAAUGCCUCUUCCUGACCCUGGUUUAGUCAUUCUGUUCAAGCCUGCAGACCAGGAGACUUUCAGAAACCCGAGCUGACUAUAACUGUGUCCAUUAUCUGCAAUAUAUAUAUAUAAAACUUUUAUAAUUUAAUUUUUUUAAUGCAAAACUGGUCAGACUAAGUGGAGCUGCAAAGUGUCUGGAGCUGAAAGGGGGCUGUGGAGAUUACCCAUCGGAAACCUCUGAACCCACCACAUCCCCGUUACAUGCUGUAACGCUCCCUUUCUUCCGCUCUCAGGUUAUAAGAUCACGGCUCUCGUUUGCCCCAUACAGUACACGCCCCCUUUGUCAUGCACACAGCACCAUCGACCACAGGGUUUAUGAAUCACUGACCACUGAUCCAGCCCUGACUGUUUAGCCUAAUCUGCACAAUAUGAGAUUCACAGGCCUACCAUGCAUGGAGGCAUCCUUACCCAACUGCUGUGCAAUCGCUCAGUUCAGUUGAUGGUUAGUCAUCUCCUUUUAAGGACGCGUGUACAGGACAAGGAUCCCUGUUGCAUUCCAGUUACUGAAUGGAACAGUAAAACUAAUAUAAUACAGAUAAUUCACAUUUCUAUUGCGGCUUUCAUCUCAAGGAGCUCAAAGCGCUUCACACACACACACAAACAAAAAAUUCCGAUUGGUUUUGGCAUAAAUGUUGCAGGAGUAUCUGUCUUGAUGUAAAGAUACUGUAUUACAGAUCGCACUACAUUUAAGGUGAUAUUUUAGUCCUUUAAUUGGCAUUAUCUCUAAUUGAUUGUUUCAGCUGAGCUCUCUGUGAAUCUUGGCAUUGCUCAUGCACUGAUGAUACAGUCCACUCGGCAAACAGAAGGAAUUGCUGAUCUGACAGGCACAGAACCAUUCAUCAAUUAGACAGGCCAUUGUGUUUCUCUUGGCCAAUCGGAGUGACCGAUUUGCUAUAUCUUUCCUCCCCCUUCUAGAAAACAAUCAUGGUGUCUGCUUCCGGCACAAACCAUUUAUUAGAAGGGGGGGGGGGGGUGACAGUAAAAGCCUUGUGGAAUGUAUUUGAAAUAGUUACUAAAACUAAAUAUGUACAGCAAUUGCUGUUUUUCUAACUUUAGUAAAUUGAUCAUAUUAACCCUGAUGAGGGAGGGUUUGGGUCUGUUUUAAUCUCAGUACCGCCACCCCUAAACUGCUGGUUGUUUCACAGAUCUGGAGGAAGAGGGCGCUGUUCCUGAAAUCCCGCUGCAGGGUACUGUAUGAUAGAGAAACAGCCUCAGAGCAAAGAUUCAAUUUUCUUCAGGGAUGGAGUCCGGAGGAUUGACUUUGUCCUCUCGUAUGUUGACGACCCCACGAAGGACGGAGAGAAGAAAGCAGAAAGGAGAAAGGAAUUUGAAAUUAAUUUGCAGAAGGCCGGUCUGGAACUGGAGACAGAGGGUAAAAGUGAGUCGGACGACGGGAAGACCUACUUCCUGAAGAUCCACUCUCCGUGGGAUGUGCUGGCCACAUACGCGGAGGUCCUGAAGAUCAAAGUGCCCUUCAAAGAGAGUGACAUCCCCAGCGACAACGAGUCGCCCCUGAGCUGGCUGUUCAAGCCUUUCAAACUCCCAGACGAGGUGAUGUACCCCGAGCCAGACUACUUCACCUCGCCCUUCGAGAAGAACAAGUCGGGCUUCUUCCUGAUCGAGGACAAGGACGCCAUCUUCCCCCCCUCCACCCGCAACAGGAUUGUGUACUACAUUCUGUCACGGUGCCCCUACGCGACAGAGGAGGGAAAGAGAAAGCUGGGAAUCAAGCGGCUUCUGAACAACGGAUCCUACACGGCAGCCUUCCCGCUUCACGAUUGCCGGUACUGGAAGAAAGCAAGGGACCAGAACUGUGAGAAUGAGAGGUUCACCCUGUACAGGUCAUGGGCCAGGUUCAUGUCCUUUUACAAGGAGCAGCCCCUGAAUCUCAUCAGGAAGUACUAUGGAGAGAAGAUUGGGAUCUACUUUGCCUGGCUGGGUUUCUACACAGAAAUGCUUUUCUAUGCGGCGGUCAUUGGUUUAAUCUGUUUCUGCUAUGGUGCUUCCACCUACAGUGAUAAUGUCUGGAGCCAGGAAAUCUGCAGUGUGGAUAUUGGAGGCGAGAUUGUUAUGUGCCCUCUGUGUGACCGGAAGUGUGGUUAUUGGAAACUGAACACAACCUGCGAAUCCUCCUUUCAAUCGCAUCUGUUUGACAACGUUGGCACGUUAUUCUUUGCCAUUUUCAUGGGUAUAUGGGUGACCAUGUUCCUGGAGUUCUGGAAGCGCCGGCAGGCCCGGCUGGAGUACGAGUGGGACCUGGUGGACUUCGAGGAGGAGCAGCAGCAGCUCCAGCUCCGGCCCGAGUACGAGACCAAGUGCACCAGGCGCAGGAUGAACCCGGUCACCCAGGAGGAGGAGAAUGUUCUGAAUAGAGGCAGACUUGAUAUCUGUGGGAAAAUGGUGAUCUGUUGGGCCACAGUGAUCCUUUGGAUCGCCCUCAUCAUCGCCUGCAUCAUCGCCGUCAUUGCGUACCGCCUCGCUGUUUACGCCGCCUUCGCCAGCAUCAUGAAGGAGAACCAGACCCAGGACCUGCAGCUGGUGGGCUCCCUGAUCACCCCGCAGCUCGCCACUUCUGUCACAGCCUCCUGCCUCAACUUUGUGGUGAUCAUGAUCCUGAAUAUCCUGUACGAGCGAGUGGCAAUCUGGAUCACUGAUUUGGAAAUCCCCAAGACUCACCUGGAGUAUGAGAACCGGCUGACCAUGAAGAUGUUCCUCUUCCAGUUCGUCAACUACUACUCCUCCUGCUUCUACGUGGCCUUCUUCAAGGGCAAGUUCGUGGGCUACCCCGGCAACUACACCUACAUGUUUGGAGUGCUGAGAAACGAGGAGUGUGACCCUGGCGGCUGUCUCAUUGAACUUACAACACAGCUUCUCAUUGUCAUGGCCGGCAAGCAAAUCUGGGGCAACAUUCAGGAAGCCCUUGUGCCGUGGUUGAAGAACUGGUGGGGAAGCCGCAAGGCGCGUAAUCACCCGGAGGGCCUGUACACCCGCUGGGAGCAGGACCACGACCUGCAGUGCCUCGGACAGCUGGGGCUGUUCUACGAGUACCUGGAGAUGGUGAUCCAGUUUGGGUUUGUCACCCUGUUCGUGGCCUCCUUCCCCCUGGCUCCUCUCCUUGCUCUCUGCAACAACAUCUUGGAGGUGCGCGUGGACGCCUGGAAGUUCACCACCCAGUUCCGCAGGCCCGUGGCGGCCAAGGCCCACAGCAUCGGAGCGUGGCAGGAGAUCCUCAACGCAGUGGCUAUCAUGUCUGUGGUCACCAACGCCUUCAUCGUGGCGUUCACCUCGGACAUGAUCCCCCGGCUGGUGUAUUACUAUGUCUACCGCCCUGGCACGAUUAACUCCAUGGAGGGGUACAUCAGUAACAGCCUGUCUAUCUUCAACAUCUCCCAGUUUAAGCCCCACAACAUGCCGGACGACGGAGAGAGCCCCAGCUGGUUCAACAGCUCCAUCAUCACUACCUGCAGAUACAGAGAUUACCGCUAUCCUCCAGGGCACGAGAAGGAGUACCAGCAAAACAUGCAGUUCUGGCACGUCCUGGCGGCUAAAAUGGCCUUCAUUAUCAUCAUGGAGCACGUGGUGUUCAUGGUGAAGUUCUUUGUGGCCUGGAUGAUCCCGGACGUCCCGAACGAUGUGAAGGCACGGGUGAAGAGGGAGAAGUACCUCACCCAGGAGUACCUGCACAACUAUGAGAUCGAGAUGCUGAAGAAGCAGCUGGGAGAGAAGCCCCCUUCCUCCAUGGACCAUCACGAGGUGCUGUCCGAGGUCAUAUAGCCCCCCCCAGAGCAAUUCCAGGACAGUCAGAGAGGGGAAUGCUUUUACCAGUGCACAAGCAAACCCCCCUCCACCGUAGCAGUGUGACUAUACUGAAAGUCCCGUUCCACCUGUGCUGGGUGACUUUUUAUUAUUUUAUUUUUUUUCCCCGAUGAGCAGCACUCCUUCUCAUAGUCCUGGCUGUCUCUCUGCAGCGACAGCUUUAACAGGAACUAGAACAUUCAGUCUGCUUUGCGAAGAGAAAGACCUGAAGUGCUUCUGCUGGCGUUUUCACAAGGCUGCUUAAUGACCCUCAGCUCAGCCUAGGAAUCCUCUGCCAUGUGUCUGCACAGAGACACACACCCAGACAGUCUGCCAGAGUUGUCUUAGAAGUCAUAUCUAAAGAUGGAAUGUAGCCAGUGCUGUGAGCAAAUGCAGGGAGUACUGCAGUGUUGCUUUUGUAACUGAGUGACCAAAAGAUCUCUAGCUGUUCAAACUCUGUAUAAGGGAAUGUACCGAACU
Molecule: messenger RNA, 5671 nt
Organism: Polyodon spathula (Mississippi paddlefish)
Lineage: Eukaryota; Metazoa; Chordata; Actinopteri; Acipenseriformes; Polyodontidae
Product: anoctamin-5-like
Exons: 19
Coding region: 2591-5170 (859 amino acids)
Biological process (GO): chloride transmembrane transport
Cellular component (GO): plasma membrane
Molecular function (GO): chloride channel activity; protein dimerization activity
Source: RefSeq, a predicted model, not a curated record